CAAAAAGUUACGCGCGCUCAAAGUCAAAGGGUAAUGAAUGUUCAUGUUUUCAGAAACCAAAGUUCACAUGAUUUAAAAAACUUACUUUCGGUAAAGUUUAAUCAGAGGAAUUUGGUUUAAAAUGGCACUGACAGAUCCGACUGACUGGCCAGGGUCGAUGCCCGAUCUUCGGACAAUCGACAAUCUGCUUCGAUGUUCCAUUUGCUUCGAGUAUCUCAAUAUAGCUAUGAUAAUUCCAGCCUGUUCUCAUAACUACUGCUCGCUGUGCAUCCGACGGUACUUGAAGUACAAGCGUCAAUGUCCAUCUUGUAACGUUGAAGUCAGCACCGCUCAGCUUUGUAACAACAGAACUCUGGAUGAACUAGUCCGAACAUUUGUUGCCAUCAGGCCUUACAUUCUUAAGAUGUGUAAAAAGGAACAGAACUCAAAACCACCUGAUGAAGAUGUAUCAUCAGAUGAUCAGGCAUUUGAGGACAAACCAACCCCAAAGUCAUCAACAACUCUAACGAGCCAUUUCACUGCUAUGAAAUCUUCCCGAAUCUUCGCACCCGCCAUCACCAAACAAACAAUCAAGUCUUCAAUCUCCUCGGACGACUUGAACCGAUCGAGUGAAGAAAACGUAAGCCCGAAGAGGAAACCACCAGGUACUCCGGGAAACCAGCCGAAUUGGAAGGUGAUUGAUUCACCGCUGGCCGGAGGGGACUUUGCCGGUGCGGUGGACGAAGAGAGUGCGGAGGAGAUGGGGCAGUCAGUUGCAUCUACGAGUAGCAGUCCAGCCACGGGUCAAUUGACGCCAGGGGGGAGCCGAGAUAAAGCUGUGUGCCCAGUGUGUGGAGUUCCUGUCACUGCCAAGUAUAUUAAUACUCAUCUAGACGCAUGCUUGAAUCGGACUGAGCAACCAAAAACCAGAACCCCAAAAAGGAAACCCAUCCCGCCGAUGCUAUGGAAACUUGUGCCCGAAAAAGACAUCCGGAAGAAACUCAAAGAGAACAAUUUAUCAACAAAAGGAAAGCGUUAUGACCUCGUUAAGAGGCUGGAUGAGUUCAUAUUGAUGUAUAACGCACAGUGUGAUUCAUCAAACCCAAAAUCUGGGUUGGAAAUUGCCAAAGAAGUUGAGCGCCUUGAACAAUUAAAAAGCCAGCCCAAAGAGCGGAAGGAAGUACUUGUACAUAAACUCAAGAUCAAGGAUGGUCUUACUGAAGAAGAGUUACAAACGUCUCAAAAAGAAUACAUGACAGCUCAUAAGAAUCAGUUUGGCAAACUCAUUGCUCAGGCGAGGGAGAGGAUGAAAAAAUCCAAGACCAAAAGUCAGAAAUCUGCAUCUCAGUCCAGUCAGGAUUCCUCUCCAGACACUAUGGGUACAGAGACGCUGUCGUCAUUGCCCCAAGAUGCUUCCCAAGACGUGGCAAACACCAAGGAGGAUGCUCCCUGCUCGGAUUUAAAUCCGAAGGAGGAUACCAAUGAUAAAGAUGAUGUUGUUAUUGAAGAGGAUAAUACUAACAAGGUCAGAAUCAUGGAUCUAGGUUUACCAUCUGUGUCGAAACGUAAAGAUGGGAAGAAAAAGAGAAAGAGAUUGGGGAAGUUGGUGUCGGAUGGGAGGAGCCGGGAGCAGGAGAUCCAAGACGGCGUCAGCCAAGAAUCGGACCUGGAGUUAUCAGAGAGGAGUCAGAAGCUUAAGCCAGGUUUAUUGGCUGCUUUAUCUGGGUUGGAUGUUCAGGAAUCAGAAGGUGAAGUCCUCGCUCCGUCCUCGCCCAGUUUGGCAUCAAGGGAUGGGCUGGAGGAUACCACCCAGCAACUAGGAACCCCAUCAGAGAACUGCAGUAAAAAAAGACUCAGCUCAAGAACUGAUCCUGCGCAAGAUAUGCAAGAUCCACUCUGUAUUCCAGAAAGUCCACAGGCUGUGGUUGUGCAUAAGAGGCGACGUAAACGCAAGCAGCAAGAUGGUGGCAGUAAUGCCAGUGACAGUGGCAGCUCAUUUGGAGACAGUGAGACAUUAAGACGAAGCAAAAGAGACAGAAAAACAACCAAGUAGUCUCACUUGGAAGAAACACUUUAAGACCUAACUUGAGAUUAAGGAAAAAUAAAUUUAACAGCAAGAAGUUUUAUAGUUUUAAAAUAAACGGUUCACUAGUUCCCUUCAUUCAAAGUGCUACCUGUAAUUUAAAGGAAGAGCAAGUGAAUACUCCUAAAAAUAAUGGCCUUAAAAACAAAUGACUUAGUGAGAAGGACCUUAGCUGUUGAAAGUCUCAGGGCUUGAGCCUAAGAUCUUUUAAUGUAUCGAAAAUGUUUUAAAGAGACCUUAAUCAAUACCAAAAUAAGAAAGUAUCUUUCGAUACUUAUCAGACCCGAAGUCAACAUUGAACAUCAAACUGCUGUUUUUGAGUCUGCAUACUAUUUUAUAGGUCAACUUCUGCAUUCGUACAGAAUUGUCAUUAUGCAUUUUACUCUUGCAAUUAUUUGAAUGAGAAAUUACAUGCUAUACGAAUACGUCACAACAUGAAAACAAAUAAACAAGUUUUGCCCGCUAAGCGCAGCGUAAAAAAUGCAUAUUACAAUAGUUCACCUCUAAAAAUACAAUCGAGGUGUGUUAUUAAACACAUAUUGACUGGCAUAAUUCAGUAACUAGUGUACGUCUAUUCCCCCUCGGGCCUGUGAGUGAUCAGAAGAGGGACCUUUAUCCCUUGGCCUUCGACUUCGGCCUCGGGAAAUAGGUCCCUACUCAGCUGGUUAUUCAAAGCCCCUCUGGGGAAUAGGCGUACACAAGUUAGUUGCCUCACAGCUGUCAAUAUACAUUCCUGAAUGUGGCUGAAAAUACUUACCUAGUAAUGAUUUUGUUAUUGUUAAUAAUUCGUCCAAAGCAUAUUUGUUAAAUGUGUGAUUUUUUUUACAGAUAGCCAACUUUUUGUGGGACCAGCGACGAUUCAGUGAAUUAAACAAACGAUUCUUUGAACUCAAUUCAGUGAUGUAUUUAGAUUUUUAUUCAGAAAACCUAAAUUUGUUAAACACCAUUACAAGGGCAAUUACAAUAUCUAAAUUUUUUUAUUUUUUUUAUUUUUACAUUAUAUACAAAUAUACAAAAUGACUUUAUCAGACCAAAUUUCCAAGACAAGAUUUCACAAAACUCAGUGUAUCUAAAGGGCUUUGCUUUAUGGAACCAUUUGAUUGUGGACACUAUUGGUAAUUACUCAAAAUAAUUAUUAGCAUAAAACCUUACUUGGUAACGAGUAAUGGGGAGCUG
Molecule: messenger RNA, 3238 nt
Organism: Asterias rubens (European starfish)
Lineage: Eukaryota; Metazoa; Echinodermata; Asteroidea; Forcipulatida; Asteriidae
Product: E3 ubiquitin-protein ligase RAD18-like
Exons: 14
Coding region: 122-2032 (636 amino acids)
Biological process (GO): protein monoubiquitination; DNA damage tolerance
Cellular component (GO): Rad6-Rad18 complex; nucleus
Molecular function (GO): ubiquitin protein ligase activity; single-stranded DNA binding
Source: RefSeq, a predicted model, not a curated record